AUGAAAUGGGAAUACUUUAAGCAAUAUCAAGGCUUGAUAAUUCAAACUAACUUGUCUCCUACUAUAAAUAAUUUCAGCUAUGCAAAAUUCUAAAUAGCAGUGUAUUUCCUAUAAUUGUCAUACUUUUUAAUUGGCGAUUCAAAUGAACAAGUGUUUAGUCUGAUAAAAUCAUUCACAAAAAUAUGUUUGAUUUCUCCAUACUUUAUGAAUAACAAAGCAAUAAACAUUUUAAUAGGCAUUGCAAUAACCCUGCUUAAUUGCUUUCCUUAUAUAAUUAUCACUUAUCGUUUUAUAAUGAAAAGCCACAAUAGUGUAGAUAGUAUAUCAAAGAGUGUUUUGGAUGUACAUAAUUAUUAUCAUAUUUUAGUUAAUUACCAUAUUAAUAACUAACUAUUUUCUUAACUUUACUUGGUUAUUUUAUGUAUCUCAACUAUAUUACGUUUGUUGGAACUUGUUGAAUUCAACAUAUCCAUUGUUGUUAUUGCUUUCUAUUUUUAAUUUAUUGAUUGCAUUGGUAAGUUUACUAAUUUCAAAUAUCUAUUUCAUAAAUUAUGAAUUCUUUUAGUAAAGUUUAAGAAAAUACUUUAAUUACAAUAAUAUAAUAGCUCAAUUACUAUUAAUUCCUUUAGUAUUUAUGUCAAUCAGAACAUAGUUUAUUUUUGUUUUGCUUUCAAAAAUUGUCUUUGGAUUGUUCAUAUGUAUGUUAAUAGGAGAAGCAAUCAUUCAGUAUCCUUUUGGGUAAUCUAUAUAAUUCUAAUCAUAAUAGAUUUUCAGCUUAUGCUAAACUUUAUAAUUAGGGAUUAACAAUAUUUACAAUUGUUUAUCUAAUAACAACAAUUUAGAAAGCAUUUUCAAUAAAUUCAUAUUCAUGCAUAGUGAUAUUUUUAAUAGUGUUGCCUGUUUCAUAAUAUUUAACAAUGGCAUUAGUAGAGAUGAAGAGAUAAACAGUUUAUUAAACAAUAUCAAAACAAAAUUAAUAUUUUGAAUUGAUGUAUAUAGAGAAUAUGUUUGAAUUGAAUGGUGAAGCUUAAAAAAGUAAGUAAAAGGAGAUAGAAUAUAUAACUAAAUUUUGUAUGCAUCAUUCACAUUGUAGAUUAAAUAAAUGUUAAUGUAAAAAAAUUGGAUUUGAAAAGAUAAUCAAACUUGACCAAACUGUUAUUUUUGUAUCAUGCUUAUUUAAAAGAAGUUUUGAUAAACAUAAAGCUACUGUAUAAAAAAGAAUAGGAGAUUUUGAAGUUUUAUCUUUGAAAUUCUUAACAUUCAUAAAUAAAUUUAAAAGGAAUGGACCUAAAACUUAUUAAGAACUUAAAGUUUUAUUUUAAAAAUAAAGAGAAUAUUCAUUCUAUUUUUUUUAAAUGUGCUUAUUUCUUUAAUUCAUAAUUUAGGCUUAAAUGUAAAAGGAUGAAGAUUAUAAUAUAAAUUCAGAAUCUAGAAGUAGAAUCUCUAAUGUGAAAUUGUAGGUGAGUAAAAGUGAAAGAAGUAUUGUAUAAAAUUUAUAUUAAAUGGAAUAAGUUAAAUAAAAUAUGUUACCUUUAUUAAUCUAAGUAAUAAGUAUUCAAAAGUUAUUAGAUCUGUUAAUUUAAAUCUGGUUUCUGGAAGUAAAUUUAAGAAGGAAAGAUAGUAACAUUUAUUGAGAUAGAAAAAUAAUUGUAAUAAUUAUAAAUAUUACAAUAAUAAAUAACACAAGAAUAUAAUAAAUAUCGUUCAAUCUUUUUUGUUAAUGGAAGAACUUAUAAUGUUUAAUUCUUAAAAUUUGAUGCACUUAUAUAAUUGAUUCUAUAUAAUAAUGCAAGAGCAUAUUAUGAAAUGGAAAAAGGUAUAUAAAAAUAUAUAAUCAUAAUUAGAUUGUAAGGAGAUAUUAGCAUAUGAAAGAAGUAUGAGUACUUUUGAAAUUACUAAUAUUAAUUUUUUUAAAGGAGAUGCUAUUUCAGUUAAAGUAUGUAUAGCAUUUGGACCAAAUAUUGGAAAGGUUAGGAAUAAAGUUAUUUCACCUUUGAUUCCUCGUUUUUUUGGAUUUGCAGAUAUGGCUUCAUUUAUAGAUUAUACAAAAGGUAAUAUAAAUCCACUUAUGCCUAAUUGGCUAUUGGGUGUACAUGAUGAAAUGAUGUAAAAUUAUAUAAGAAGAGGAUCAACUUAAAGAAUUGGAAAAUACUUUUAAACAUUUGCUAAAUUAUGUGAUCAAACAUUAAUUAGAUGUUAAGUUUAUUUAGCUCAUAAUUUCAGUCCAGAUUUAGAAGCAGAUUUUUCAAUGAUUGGAUGUUUGAAAAGAUUAGAAUAAGAUGAAAUAGAUCCUAAAGAUGAAUCUAAACGAUUGAGAAAUCUAAUAUUUAAAGGAUAAUAACAUGUUUUAUUUGAUAUUUAUGGAAAUUUAAUGGGAAUUACAUAAGGAUUAUAUAAAAUGAUAGAUCGUAUGUAAAGAAAACUUAAAGAUAUUAAUAAAUAAGAUGAUGUGAAAUAGAAAUCUUUUGAGAAUGAUGAAUCAUCUGCAGAUUCAGAUUCUGAAGUGUAUAAAUAAAUAUUAUUAAUAUUAGUUUUGAUGUUUAUGAAAUAAAAUGGUCAAAUUAAUAACUAACUAUAGAAGACUUUUACUUAAAAGUAUUAAUUUGGAUGUUGUUUCCAUUUAUAACAGCUGAAAUUGAGUAAACAGGGAUAGAAUUUCUUAUGAAUGGUUAAGUACCUCCUAAAGGAAAAUAUCCAAAUUAGAUAGAUCUUGAAAGUAGUAAUACAGUAGUUUCAAAUAAAGAGACAUAUAUGUUUGUACCAGAAGAUAUUAAUUUAUUUGUUUAACAAUAUAAUAAAGUAUUAGGUAAAAUAAAUGAAGAUGAGAAAAUUUAGACAUCUAAUUUCUCAUUAAGUGGCAAAAGAUAAUAAUAUAUAGAAGCUGAAUCAUUAAAUGCAAAAUAAUAGGUUACAGUAUUUAAUGAGAAAUUAUGUUCAUUCUUUUUUGAAGAAUUUUUAAGAAAACAUUAAUAAAUGGUGUUAGGUAAUUUUUCAAGGUAGGAUAUGAGAAUUUCUAAUCUUAAUUAAAUGCAAACUACUAUAUAACAUUCUGAAAAAGUAGAUUCAUCUUCUGAAAGUGAAGGAUAAUUAAAAACAAGAGCUGAAUAAAUGUAUUAUGAUAAAUUCCAGAAUUAUAUACAAAGAAUUACUACAUAAGAUUUUAAUCCUAUUCCUGUUAUUUAUUCUAUUAAUUAUGAAGAAUUUAGGUAUAAAAAAAAUGAAAUAGAAAAUAAAGUUUAAAUGUUUGUUAUUGAAUUAACUGUUAAUGAAUAAUAAUUAGCAAGUAUGGAAAAAGGAUAUCGUAAAUAAUUAAGAGAUACAUUAAAAUAAAUGUAGGUAUAAUUGAAAUAGGAGAAAACUGAAAAUUUAAAUAGAGGAUCUACUAAUAUAAAAUAAUCUUAAAAUUUAUCUUAAAUAUAAGUUAUUUCAGAUGAUUCUAUUAGUUUGUAAGGUAAUUUUAGUGAAAAGAUAGAUUAAGAUGAUCAAAUCUCUUUAUAUUAAUUUUUGAGUCAUCCAUCUAAAUAAGAUGAAUAUUGUUUUAGUGAUUAAAAUAUACUUACUGAUUAAUGUAUUAUUACAUCUGCUAAAGAUGAAUAAAACAAAUUACUUUAAACUAAUAGAAGAAGUCUUUAAUUAUUUGAAUUGGGUAUAUAAAGUGCAAAAAGCAAUGGUACUGAAAAUUAAUUAGAAUAAUAAAGUAAAAAAAAUCCAUUUGAUUUACUUAAAGUAUCAGAAAAAGAAGCUGCAAAUAAAGUAGUAAUGAAAUUAUCACAAAAAAAUAAAUAAUAAAAGUUUUAUAAUGAAUUAGAAUAAAAAGUAAUACAAAGUAAUUAAGAUAGAGAAAGAGAGAAAGUAGAAAAUGAAGAUUCAUAUCUUAUAUAACUAAAAAAUUUUGAUGAAAAUUAUAAAGCUAUUAAUUAAAAAAUAAGUGAAUUCUAAUAUCCUAAUUCUUAUAACUUUUAGAAUUAUAUUCUAUUUGCUACAUUACUUUUAGUUAUAGCAUAUAUAUUACUUGUAUCUAUUGCAGUUUGGAAUUAAUAUGAUUAUGGAGACUGUAUGGAUUUAAUAUAAAUAUUAUUAAAAUUUUAAAAAACUUAUUCACUUAUAACACAUGGAUUAUUUAGAAUUUAAUAUUCAUAUGAUUUUAAUAUUUCUAAUUUUGAUUAAUUACAUUUAUUCUAUGAUAAAUAAAUAUUUUAAGAAAUUGAUUAAUUGAUUAAUUUUAGUAAUGUUUAAAAAAAUACAAUUAAUGAUAUUGAUAUUUACUUAUCAAAUUUUUAUGAUAUUGAUAAUACUACAAAACCUAAUUUAUCAAUUACUGAAACUAUUUAAAAAUCCUUAGCUCAAUUUUAUAAAAUUAUUGAAAAUAAAUUUGAUACUAAUUAUGAAUUACAUACACAACUAAUAUAAUCUAGUGUAGCAAAUUUAAGAGAAAUUGGUUAACUUCCAUAAUUAGCCUUUGAUUCAUGUUAUGAUACAAAGAUUGAUAAAGAAAGAUAUUAUUAAUAGUUAUUGAUAAUCUUUAUGGUUAUUAUAUUCAUAUUAGUGUUAAUAUUAUAAUCCUCACAAAUUCCUAUGAUAUCAACAUUAGGAAAAUAUAAAAAAAAACUAUAUAUGGCAUUAUUAGAUAUUAAUCAAUUAUAAUUUGCAUAAGAAUAAGAAUCCUUUGAAGCACUUGCAUCUACACUUAAAAAAUCAGUUUAUGAUUGGAUGAUGAUAGAUUUCAUUGUUGAAGGAAAAAUAUUUGAUAUUGAAAAGUUUUUCUUAAAUGGAGUUUAUUCUGAAAAUGCUUCCACUAAUUAUAUUGAAAAUUAAAAUAGAGCUAAACAAGAAAAAAAUAAAUUAAUCAAAAAAUUAAAAGCUUCUAAUAUAUAACAAAUUAGAUAUAUAAUCCUAUUGAUUAUUGAUUUAGUAGUGAUUAUGUCAUAUUUUUUGGUGAUAUUUUUAAUCAUCUUUAUAUUGACUGAUUAAUUAUUAUCAGGAUUAGAAUUAAUCUUUAAAUAUUAGACUUUAUAAUCAUCAUUUAUUAAUGUUUUAAAUAAUGCUGAUAUGGUAGCUUAUAAAACUUUAUCUAAUUCAUCUUUAUAUCAUAAUAUCUUAUCGUAAUCAGAAUUUUAGAAUUAUUCUUCAGUACUCUAAGGUACUGAAUAAGAUUUUUUUCUUCAAUACGAUAAUAAUAUUAUUGGUACAUUAACAGAUGAAAAUAUUAAUUAUAAAAUUGAAUUCAUGAAUUAAUAAGCAAUUUGCAAUAUUUAAUAUGCUCUAGAUUGUCAAUCCACUUUAGUUGGAAAAUAUAAUGAAUAAAUUUUAGCAUAUUAUUAAUAAGGACUCAAAUCUUUAGUUGUUUAAGUUUAUAAAAUUAUUCAAUAAUAUCCAUAAUUUUAUUAAGAAGAUUAUGUCAAUAAUAGUCUAAUAGAUUUUAUUAAUUUUGUCCAAACUUCUGAUCACAUUGCUUAUUUAGAUUAUGGAACAGAUCUCAUUAUUACAGCUUAUUCCUCAAUAGUUGAUAUGGCAUAAUAGCAAUUUGAUACUCAAAUUUCCAAGUAUCAACAAACUCUAAUUAUUUUUAUUUUAAGUAUAGGGUUUGUAGGGUUAAUAAUAAAAGGUUUUUUAGGAAGAAUGUUAAUGAGAAUGUAGAAACAAUCAAUUGAUACUUGUCAAGCAUCAUUAUUAUUAUUAUCACCUAGAAGGUACACAUAAAAGUCUAUUGCUAAAUUAAUUACAUAAAUAAUUUGA
This is a messenger RNA of Paramecium primaurelia, 5736 nucleotides long. The record is from the annotation of a GenBank genome assembly. Lineage: Eukaryota; Ciliophora; Oligohymenophorea; Peniculida; Parameciidae.